Clunio marinus is the source of this 677-nucleotide messenger RNA. NCBI's taxonomy places the organism in Eukaryota, Metazoa, Arthropoda, Insecta, Diptera, Chironomidae. The record is from the annotation of a GenBank genome assembly.
AGUCAUCAUAAAACUUUCAUUGAUAAAAUAUUUGAAUACAAUGAAUACAUUUGUUUUCAAUGUUUAAAAGAUUUCAUUUAAUUAUGUUAAAUUGUAAUUGGUCCUUAUUGAAGGGUUUAAUCAAAUCAAUUAAAAUUGAAACUUAUUAAGUUAGUAUGAAGUCGAAGCCUAGGUAAGUUCAAACAUUCAUUAAUAUUUUUAAUAAAUAAAACACUCCUUAAUGAUACGACUUAUACAAUUAUAAAUAAUCAAUCUUCUCUAAACAUAAUAUUUUCGAAUGUUAGCAAACACAACAAAUAUUUUUUGCAACUUAUACUAAGUUAAGGAAGAUUUGACUUUGACGUGAUUUAAUAUUAUUAAACAAUUAGAUUAUGUGAUUGAUAUAUUAAGUCUGAACUUUGCUCUGAACAUGAAGUAAAACUUGAUUAAAAGCUUCAGCUUCAAUUUGUAUAGUUUUUAAUAUUCAACAUGACUUUUCAUCUGUGGCUUUAAACAUUCAUUGAUAAUUAUCUUGUAAGGGAUCACAUCACAUUUAAAUCUUAUAAUCAUAUCUAUGUUAUCAUUAAGUUAGUUUGUUUUAGCAGCUUAUUCAACAUUAUUAUUAUUUAUAUUUGUUGAAUUAAUUUCAGAAGAAAAUAUAAUUCAUUGCAAUACUGAAUCCUAUUAAAAACAGUGUG